AUGGAGGCUCUCACCAGCGAACAUUGGAGCGCGGUGAAGCACCUGCUUCGCUACAUCGUCGGAACCAGGAACCUGGGCUGCGUCUACACACGCCAAGAUGAGGAGGCUCGUCUCGUCGGCUACAGCGACGCAGACUGCGCAGGGGACAUCGACGAUCGGAAGAGCACCAGUGGGAUGCUGUUCUACUAUGGCAGCUGUCCCAUCUCCUGGCAAGCGACGAAGCAGAAGAUCGUCGUCCUCUCCACCUGUGAGGCGGAGUACGUCGCCGCCACUGGUGCGGCGUGCCAGGGCAUCUGGCUCAAGCGGCUGCUGGGAGAGCUGCUUGGGCGCGACGACGACAUCACCGAGCUACGCGUCGACAACAAGUCAGCGAUCGCGCUGGCCAGGAACCCGGUCUUCCACGACCGGAGCAAACACAUCCAAAUCCACUACCAUUUCAUCCGUCAGUGCGUGGAGAACGGCGACAUCGACAUUCAGUUCGUUCGCAAAUAUCUGACAUCAUGA
This is a messenger RNA of Lolium perenne, 504 nucleotides long. RefSeq names its product secreted RxLR effector protein 161-like. Lineage: Eukaryota; Viridiplantae; Streptophyta; Magnoliopsida; Poales; Poaceae. The record is from RefSeq and is a predicted model, not a curated record.